Messenger RNA from Quercus robur (English oak), 1195 nucleotides. RefSeq names its product cell division control protein 2 homolog C. The record is from RefSeq and is a predicted model, not a curated record. Lineage: Eukaryota; Viridiplantae; Streptophyta; Magnoliopsida; Fagales; Fagaceae. Bases 78 to 992 code for a protein of 304 amino acids. The transcript is spliced from 3 exons. Gene Ontology annotation, biological process: protein phosphorylation; regulation of G2/M transition of mitotic cell cycle; regulation of gene expression. Gene Ontology annotation, molecular function: cyclin binding; cyclin-dependent protein serine/threonine kinase activity; ATP binding. Gene Ontology annotation, cellular component: cytoplasm; cyclin-dependent protein kinase holoenzyme complex; nucleus.
CCCUUUUUAUAAAUUUGAAUUUACAAAACAAACAGAGACAAAGAGAAGAAGAAGAAGAAGAUCAAAAUCGGAAAAAAAUGGAGAAGUACGAGAAACUGGAGAAGGUGGGAGAAGGAACGUACGGGAAGGUGUACAAAGCUAAAGACAAGGAGAGCGGCGAAGUCGUCGCCCUCAAGAAAACCCGUCUCGAAAUGGACGAAGAAGGCGUUCCCCCGACGGCGCUCCGCGAAGUCUCCUUGCUCCAAAUGCUCUCCCAAUCUCUCUACGUCGUCCGCCUCCUCUGCGUCGAACACUCCCUCAACAAACACGGCAAGCCUCUCCUCUACCUCGUCUUCGAGUACCUCGAAACCGAUCUCAAAAAGUUCAUCGACUCUCAUCGCAAGUGCGCCAACCCUCGGCCCCUCCCUCCUUCCCUGGUUCAGAGUUUCCUCUACCAGCUCUGCAAGGGCGUCGCUCACUGCCACUCCCACGGCGUUCUCCACCGCGAUCUCAAGCCCCAGAAUCUGCUGGUCGACAAGGACCGGGGGAUUCUGAAGAUCGCAGAUCUUGGACUCGGACGCGCCUUCACCGUUCCUCUCAAGAGCUACACGCACGAGAUCGUUACUCUCUGGUACAGGGCUCCGGAGGUUCUUCUUGGAUCCACUCAUUACUCCACCGCCGUUGAUAUCUGGUCCGUCGGUUGCAUCUUUGCUGAGAUGGCGAGGCGUCAGGCUCUCUUUCCUGGCGACUCCGAGUUCCAGCAAUUGCUUCAUAUUUUCAGGUUGCUUGGCACUCCCACAGAGAAGCAGUGGGGUGGAGUUACUACCCUGCGGGAUUGGCACGCGUAUCCACAGUGGGAACCACAGAACUUGGCACGUGCCGUUCCUGCUUUGGGACCUGAUGGUGUUGACCUCCUUUCGAAAAUGCUUAAAUAUGACCCAGCUGAAAGAAUCUCAGCCAAAGCAGCACUUGACCAUCCCUAUUUUGACAGCCUUGACAAGUCACAAUUCUGAAAUUGUGUUGCCUAAUCAGAGAUAGUCUGAACUUGUAUUUUUCUUGUGGUGUUAUAUAGUAUAUGCUGGGAAUUUACUUUCACGUGUUUAAGUUGAGAGGCUGACUUUAUCAAUUGAUACUUGGUCAAGUCAGUUGUCAUCAUCUUGGUGAUUUGAACUUUGUUGUAUGUGAUUUACAACUUAAAUCUUACUGUGUUUUUCUA